UAGCCUAGCUGUGUGGUUCCCAACCACAGCCUCCCUGAACAUCUCGGCAGGCAGGGUUCCUAAGCUGUCUUUCUAUCUGUCUGUCUGUCUGUCUGUCUGUCUGCCUGUCUCCCCGUCCUGACCAGGGACAGAGGGCAGCAGCCUGGCCAAGGGCAGGGGAGAUCCAUAAAAGGUUUUUAACUGUACCAUCGCCCCCUAACACAUUCACACCUCUACACACAUAGAUACACAAUCCAUAAAUACACACCUCCUCACACUCAUACACACACACACACACACACACCAGAGAUAAGGAAGGUACAUCCACAAAUACAUUCCACUAGCUUGGAGGCCCUGAGCCACACCAUGCAGAGAGCCACUUUUCUCCUGGUCCUAAUGGCUGUGGCCACGGUGAGCACCCAGCGGAGGGGGGCCGAGGGCAGUGCCCGUCGCCGCUCCCAUCGGGUCCAGCAUGGUCAGUGCAGCUACACAUUUGUUCUGCCGGAACCCGAGCCGUGCCCAGCAGGGCCAGAGGCCUUUGGCAGCAGUGCCAACACCCUGCAGCGGGACUCGCCAGCAGAAGCGCUUCAGGGGAAUGACUGGUCAGUCCAAAGGGUGCAACAGUUAGAGAGGGUCCUGGAGAACAACACCCAGUGGCUGCUGAAGCUGGAGAGCUACAUCCAGAUGAAUAUGAAGUCAGACAUGGUUCAGAUCCAACAGAAUGUGGUCCAGAACCAGACAGCGACCAUGCUUGAGCUUGGCACCAAUCUGCUCAACCAGACAGCCCAACAAACAAGGAAACUCACUGAUGUGGAAGCCCAGGUACUGAACCAGACGUCCAGGAUUGAGCUCCAGCUACUUGAGAACUCACUAUCCACCAACAAGCUAGAGAAGCAGCUGCUCCUACAGACAAAUGAAAUCCACAAACUGCAGAAUCGGAACAGUGUGUUAGAGACACGAGUGCGGGCCAUGGAAAGCAAGCACCAGAGUGAGCUGGAGGGCAUCCGGGGCGAGAGGGAGAAGCUCCGGCGUCUGGUGAACCGUCAGAGCAGCACCCUGGAGGGCCUAGAGAGGAGCCUGCACGCAGCCAACAGCAACACAAGCCUCCUCCAGAGGCAGCAGCGACAGCUCCUAGACUCCGUACAGCGCCUGGUUCACAUUGUCUCCAGCGGCAAAGCUCUGUUACAGAAGGAUGAGCGACCCUUCCAGGACUGUUGGGAAAUCCGUCUCUCCGGGGUCAAUGUCAGUGGUGUCUACACUAUCCACGUGGCCAACUGGACGGAGCCCAAAAAGGUAUACUGUGACAUGGAGACCACUGGUGGGGGGUGGACUCUCAUUCAGCGCCGAGUGAAUGGCAGUGUAAACUUCCAAAGGAACUGGAAAGAUUACAAACAGGGCUUUGGCGAUGCUGCCGGUGAAUACUGGCUGGGCAAUGAAGCGCUGCACCAGCUCACCAGCCAGGCGUCCUAUGCCCUGAGGGUGGAGCUGCUGGACUGGGAAGGGAACCGGGCUUACGCACAGUAUGAGCGAAUCCAGCUGGGGAGUGAGCAGCAGUUCUACAGGUUGACACUGAAGGAAUACAGUGGCACAGCGGGUCACCAGAGUGGCUUGGUCCUCCAGGGCACCAACUUUAGCACCCGAGAUUCUGACAAUGACAACUGUCUUUGCAAGUGCGCCCAGAUGCUGUCUGGAGGAUGGUGGUUUGAUGCCUGCGGGCUUUCCAACCUCAAUGGCAUCUAUUAUCCAGCCAGGCACAAUGUCCGAAAACUCAAUGGUAUCCGGUGGCACUACUUUCAGGGCCCCAGCUACUCACUUCGGGCCACACGCAUGAUGGUGAGACCCACAGACUUCUAGAGCUAAGACGGCUCAGGCCUGGAAGGCCAUCGGUGGCAAUUGGGGACAGAGACACACACCUACCCCCAUGAACAGGAGAACUACCUAAAGCUCAACACACCAGGAAGAUGACUGUGUAAGAUGCUGGAAGGUCUGCCUGGAGGAGGAGUGGGACCUCAACAAACUGCUGGAUUCCACGAAUUCAUUUGUACCCUCCAAAGCAAGACCAGCUUUGGAUGGCACCAAAAUGCUGGGAGUCAGGGUUGGACUAGCCUCGCAAGAUGGCCAGACUGUCUCCUAGAGGCUACUCUAGCAUUGGUUCUAAGGCUCAGAUUCUUGUGGUUUCCUCCCCCAGAAAAGUCCCCAAUGAGCAGAAGCUCCUCUGGGCCUCUUGGACACAAGCCCCAGUUUGGGAAAGGAAGGCUUCCUCUCUCCUUGGGUUGAUCCCCACUUAAUUCUUUUUUUUUUUUUUUUUGGUGGGGCGAUGGGGGUUAAGUGACUUGCCCAGGGUCACACAGCUAGUGUCAAGUGUUUUCCACUGCGCCACCUAGCUGCCCCCAAUCCCUGCUUAAUUCUACUUCUGUUUUGACCUCUCUCUCCUGUCCUCUCUUGGCCUUAGCCACUCUCCCCUAAUCCAGACCAUUAUCCUUUCCAUCCUCAGUCUGGGCGGCCCCUCCUUGUCCUCAAUGCUGCCAUGCAGGAUCCUCCUGACAUGGCCAGAUGAGCUGGCUCCAUCUCUCUUCCCCACCACCACCACCACCCACACACAUUUUAAUUAGAUCCAGAGAAUCAUCUUCACUCAAAAAGACCAAACUUUCUAGUCCUUGGUCUCUGCUGGGCUCCCUGGCUAGGAGUCCCAGCAGUGUAGACUGGUCUACUAAGAAUAAGGAAAACUGAGAGCAGAAGAAGGGAGUGGAUAUCCUUUGACUCCCUGCCUUUGAGAUGACUGGAAACUUGUACUUGGCAUAGACUUGUCGAGUGGUUCUCUCCAUCUUUGAAGCAGACCCCACUGAGGAAGACCUGGGAUUGGCCUUAAUGAGGUGACUCCCUCCCAGACACAGUUUCAUCAACCCCAUUUGGCCUUAAGGGCAUUUCUAUCCCCAGGAGUAGAUGAGGGAGUAUGAUGUGGCCAGGAGGGUCAAGGUAGAAGAAGACUGGUGACCCCAGAGAUGAACCUAUGGACAGAAAUAGUCUAACCUGGAGAAUGAACCAUGUGGAGAAUCUGAUAGGGGUUGUGGGGGUGGUAUGGGAAGUGUAAUAGAUGGAUCCCUGACCCUGAGGAUUCUUGCCAUGUACUGUCAGUGGGACUGGUGGUAGAGACAAGAGGACCACCUAGGUCUCCAGCCCAUUUUUUCUAAGAAUUAAAACCAGAGCUGCUCUGUUGGGCAACCACUAGUCAUCUCAGAAGAGGCCAGCUUUCUCUUGGAUCAGGCAUCCAUCCAUCCUCCAGGCAACAAAAAUAUGCAAGAGACACAACUAUUCUGGAGUACCAGCCUCCACCAUGCAAUCCUCUUUCUAAAGUGAUUCCUUUCUUCGUUUUCCCAGUAACUUGUGCUCUCCCCACAUCCUCCUGAACCUAUUUCCAGGAAAGGAGGUUCUCUCUCUGAAACUAUCCAACCUUGUGUUCCCCCUCCUUAAUGUGGCCACUAUUGAGGGGGAGAGGAUAGCAAAGGGAAGAGAGGCAGGAAUGAAGGGCUUUGUCCCCAGUAGAAGGAUAUCCCAACUUCAGCAAACAGGGAAGGUCCAAAGGUAUAGGAAGCCUCCUACUCUGUCUCUAGGUAAGGCCAGCUCUGUGUUCCUGUUGUGGGGGACACAGAAGAAGAAGAAGACGUCCCUACUGCCCUCCACGUACUCACAAUCUAGGUGGAGACAGCAGCCCCAUAAACAGGCAGAGGAAAAAGAAGACAGAUAAAUCAUGGUGCUAGGGAGAAACCAUUGGUCAAAGGAGAAUCUGUCAAACUGAGAGGAUCUGAGGUUUCUUCCAGUUCCAGAUCCAUGACCCUGUGAUUUGGGUAAUAGUCUUAAGACUCGUGCUUUUGUUAGAGAUAAUAAGGUACAGAGAAGACAGUCAGUAUUCUAAGGAGAGAUCAGCUGGGUUUGGAAUAAUCAAGGAAGAUUUCCAAGGGAGAGAGCACAGCAUAGGCUGGGAGAGACAAGAAUUGUGUGCAGAAGAAAGAGGGAGAUUUGGGUGGAUAGAGAGCAGCCGGGCCGGCAAGAGAAAACAGAAGUUGGCAAAGCCUUUUUGUCCUUGAUUCAGAGAAGGCUCCACACAUUGGAUGCCAGAGUCAGGUUCCCAGAAGAACAUUGAGCCAAAUGUCACUUGCUCACUGGUGAGGCAGCAUGGUAUUUUGGGAUGAGGGCCUGGGUGUGAAUCUCAGCUUCACUCCUUACCAGCUGCUAGACCUUGGGUAAAGAAGAACCUCCCUGGGUCUAAGUUUCCUCAUUUGUAAAGUAAAGAGGGCUGAAGUAGAUGAACUCUCUUAAGUUCCUUCCGGCUCAAAAUAUAUAAUCAUAAAAUUUGAUGGGGAUAAAUGUACAAUCCCAUCCUUGGGUCCAAAAAAUAAACUUCACAAGUACAAGAUGGGGAAGGCAUGGUAAAAUAACUGCUAUACUGAAAAAGAUCUGAGUGUGCUAGUGCAUUACAAGCAAGGGUGUGCUGGUAAAUGUUUAACAAUUGGCUCUCUAAAAAAAAAUGUAUGGCACUCACACUUUUAAGUUUAAUCUGCAUUAUUCACAUUUUUUCCAGCACUUUUUAAAGUC
This is a messenger RNA of Dromiciops gliroides (monito del monte), 4572 nucleotides long. It is a transcript of the gene ANGPT4, whose product is annotated as angiopoietin 4. The record is from RefSeq and is a predicted model, not a curated record. Gene Ontology annotation, molecular function: receptor tyrosine kinase binding. Gene Ontology annotation, biological process: signal transduction. NCBI's taxonomy places the organism in Eukaryota, Metazoa, Chordata, Mammalia, Microbiotheria, Microbiotheriidae. The coding region runs from base 346 to 1833 and encodes 495 amino acids. The transcript is spliced from 9 exons.